Fonsecaea erecta is the source of this 1494-nucleotide messenger RNA. RefSeq lists its product as hypothetical. Gene Ontology annotation, cellular component: membrane. Gene Ontology annotation, biological process: carbohydrate transport; transmembrane transport. Gene Ontology annotation, molecular function: carbohydrate:proton symporter activity. NCBI's taxonomy places the organism in Eukaryota, Fungi, Ascomycota, Eurotiomycetes, Chaetothyriales, Herpotrichiellaceae. Bases 1 to 1494 code for a protein of 497 amino acids. The transcript has 4 exons. The record is from RefSeq and is a predicted model, not a curated record.
AUGGCGCUCCUUGUCGCUGUUAUCUCGGUCUCAGUUGUCGACUCCGUGCUCUUGGGCUAUGAUAGCUCGAUCAUGGGCAGUCUCAACGUGAUGCCAUCAUAUCAGAACUAUUUCACUCUGACGACGGCCACCAAGUCGCUGAACACCGCAAUCUCCUAUGUGGGGGGUUCCUGUUCUGCCCUCGUGGCUGGAUUCGUCGUGGCGUGGAUUGGUAGAUGGAAAAGCAUCAUGCUUUCCUCAGUGAUCACUCUCAUUGGCGCAGUCAUUCAAGCUGCGUCCCAGAACAUCGGCAUGUUCAUUGCAGGUCGGUUCAUUGUUGGAUGUGGCUUGGGCAUUGGGCAGACAGCGUGUCCCACCUACGUGGCAGAGACUGCUCCCCCUAAGCACCGUGCGGUGGCAUUGGGGCUGUACUAUGCUUGCUGGGGUGUUGGGACUCUUGUCGCUUCAGGGGUUUGCUAUUCGACACAACACUACUCAUCGACCUGGGCUUGGAGAACCCCGAGCUUGGUCCAGAUCAUCCCUAGCGUCCUUUGUAUGAUUGUCCUACUGUUUCUUCCAGAGUCACCUCGAUUUCUCGUUGACCGUGACCGGCACGAUGAGGCCUUGGAGGUACUGGCAGCGUUAAAUGCCAAUGGUGACAAGGAUGAUCCGGUCGUGCUGGUGCAGUACCGCGAGAUAACCGACACGAUUGCCUGGGAGAAGAGUCAACAGCUGUCCUGGAGACAAGCGUUCAAGACCAAAGCAAAUCGGAAGCGUAUGAUCAUCACCUCUACAUUUUCCAUCAUCGUCAUGCUUCCAGGAACCAAUAUCAUCACCUUCUACUUUGGUGACAUGCUGUCACAAGCUGGAAUCAAUGAUCCGACCACUCAGCUGGAAAUCAACAUCAUCUUGACCUCGUGGACGUUGGCCGUCUCUCUAGUGGGAGCCUGGUUCGCCGACUCCAUGGGCCGAAAGACGCUCUGCGCGAUCAGUCUCGCAGGCCAGAUUGUGACGUUCUAUAUUCUCGCCGGACUCACCGCGGCAUAUGGCAACUCGACGGACAAGUCAGGGAUCUAUGGCACCAUAGCGAUGAUAUUCCUCUACAAUGCGGCAUACGCGUACGGGAUUACUCCGCUUACGGUGCUCUACCCGCCCGAAGUACUGUCAUACUCGCUGAGGUCAGUUGGUAUGGGUCUGUACACGCUGACCACGAAGCUCUCGGGCCUGCUUGUGACGAUGGCAUUUCCUUUUGCCCUGGACGCCAUCGGAUGGAAGACAUACAUCAUCAAUGCGAGUGCGGAUAUUGUGAUGCUGGUCGGUGUAAUCUGGUAUUGGGUCGAGACAAGGGGCCUUACGCUCGAAGAAGUGGACAAGGUGUUUGACGGCGUCAAGCAUUCGGACGUACCUGAUCUCAAGGCCGUCACUGACGGGGAAGUGGAAGUCGGGACUGAGUUGCUGAAGACCGUAACCAGCAAUGUGGAGAGCCGGGAAGUGGUGAUAACGAAGGCGAAGUGA